Molecule: messenger RNA, 624 nt
Organism: Fraxinus pennsylvanica
Lineage: Eukaryota; Viridiplantae; Streptophyta; Magnoliopsida; Lamiales; Oleaceae
Source: the annotation of a GenBank genome assembly
AUGAAGAUUUUGGGCAUUGGAAUUGGGAAAGCUCAGAAGUGGUGGGAGAAAGGGCUUCUACCUAAUAUGAAAGAGGUGACUGGUGCCCAAGACCUGGUGGAUUCUCUUUUGCAUGCGGGGGAUAAACUUGUAGUAGUUGAUUUCUUUUCCCCUGGUUGUGGAGGUUGCAAAGCUCUUCAUCCCAAGAUAUGUCAACUGGCAGAGAUGAAUCCGCACGUGCAGUUCCUGCAGGUUAAUUAUGAGGAGCACAAAUCAAUGUGCUAUGCUCUUAAUGUCCAUGUCCUUCCCUUCUUUCGCUUUUACAGAGGUGCUCAUGGUCGUCUGUGCAGUUUUAGUUGUACCAAUGCCACCAUCAAGAAAUUUAAAGAUGCUCUGGCAAAGCACAGCACGGAUCGUUGCAGCUUGGGUCCCACCAAAGGGCUGGAGGAGAAGGAGCUACUUGCUCUCUCAGCUAAUAAGGAUCUAUCCUUCGUCUAUGAUCCAUUACCUAAAGAAGAGCCACCAGUAUUUGUUUCUGAAAGAGAGGGGGAAGAGAUUUUAACUGCAGUAACACCACCAUUGUCUCAUGAAGCGAUGCUAUUGCCCCUUCCCCUUCCCAUUCCAUUUCCAUCCACUACUCGAUAA